CCAUUUUCUCCAAUCCAGCUAUUUCUCUUUCUUUGCCUUUUUCCUUUUCACAUUGUACUUAUACAAAUAGUAUGCUUUUUGUAUUUGAGUAGAGAUUUUACGGAUCACAGAAAUGGGUUCGCUUGAAUACGGCCAGUGUGACGUAUUCGUUUAAUACAAAAACAGAAUCCGCGCACUCAAGGUAGUUGUACCUACAAUCAAUCAAUCAAUCAAUCAAUCAAAAAAGACAACUUGUUACAACCUUUGAAAGCAGAGCAGUAUUCACUCAAAGAUUAAUACAAAUAGAUUUAAAAACACUUUUGUAAAUAGACUUAUUUUUAGAUACGAUUUAUAGGUUUGAAAUAGUUGUAACUUAAGAUAUGUACCUUUUUAUCUUAAGAUGAUUAAAAGAUUGAUUGAUUGAUUGAUUCUACAUGACAACCAACCUUUUUAAUACAGCGACAAUUUCUUUAUCACUAGUGAACACUUGUGUGUGAACUACUGAACUUUAUAUUAGCGAAACAGCACACUCGCCCGACAUACUUCGCGAAUGUUUACAAGAAACUAUUAAUUUCUAAAAAUGGAAAAGUGGUGUAGGUUUGAAACCCUAACUUUAUAGUUAUUAUUGUUAUUGCGUGCCGUUAAUUUCCGUUUUGUUACUUCCUGCGACUGCACGCGCAACUGCACCCAGUUUAGUGUUUCAUUGUGUAUCACUGUCGGCUACAAUAAGGUCACUCUAUUCUGCAAUUGGAUAUUUACUCUUACGUUUUAACUCUAUCGACGGUAUUCAGCCGCCAUUUGGUGUGUGCGCCAACUAAAAAUGGCGUUCAAAGAACAACAAUCGUUCCGUAAUAUUUCGUACGAAGAUGAACUUCAACGAGCAAAAAUGUUAAAAGAAGAUUUAGAGAAAGGAGAUGGUUGGAGCCUGGCAGCCUCUGGUGAUGGUUAUGACUAUUGGAUAAAAACAUUUCACAAGGAUCCUGUUGCUAUCAAGAUCGCCUACAACAUUGAUAUGCCGUUUCCACCUGAGGUUUUUGUAAAGUUGCUUGAUCCUAAGAAUCUCGAAGCGCGAAACGAUUGGGACAGAUCUUUCAUCGAACACGAAUGCCUGGAAACAUUUGCUGACGAAGGUAGUGUCACAUACAUGCGAGCUCUCUUGUCGUUUCCCUUGGCCGAUCGCUCGUUUGUGCUGUAUCUCCCUGAAGCCAAAGAAGUAGAUUGGUUUGGAAAGAAGGCGACGAUGCUAUUGAUAAAGCAUGCGUGGCAUUCUUCAAAAACUCCCGGCGAAGAUGGCUAUGUGAGAGCUACUAACGGUGGAAACUUCUAUAUAAUAACAGAGGAUGAAGAGAAACCUAGGAAGGCGUGUCACGUGUUUGGCCUAACUGCCAACAAUUACAACGGUUGGAUUCCGAAAACCGGCAUGGAAUGGAUGCAAAAGAGAGUUGUGCCGAAAAAGUUUAACGAAUGGCGCGAUGACAUGGUUAUGGGUUAUGACAAGUACUUUAAAGAAUAACACAGAAUUCGUUUGUCACUGAUUCGAAUUCUCGUUUGAUUUACAUAUAUCAUCGCUGUGCAUCUUUUAAUAUACAUGCAGGCUGUCCUAAAAAAAUUCAAAAAUUAUAGCUUUCACUGAGAAUUUAGACACAAUUUUAACCGUUUAACGUUUUAACGCGUGAAAGAUUACUUAAUUAUAUAUCUUUUAUAAUCUUUUACAAUUAAUGUUGCAAUUUUAUUGGCUAAGAGGAGUGCAAUUUGAGUAUAUCGCACUCUCUGGUAUAUACAACUAGCCAAUCACCAUUCAGGAUGCAAAAUAUGAAUUUGAAUUAUGCUAAAUUUUAAUAACUCCAAAUUAUACUAUUUA
Messenger RNA from Dendronephthya gigantea, 1840 nucleotides. RefSeq lists its product as uncharacterized. Lineage: Eukaryota; Metazoa; Cnidaria; Anthozoa; Malacalcyonacea; Nephtheidae. Gene Ontology annotation, molecular function: lipid binding. Bases 800 to 1492 code for a protein of 230 amino acids. The transcript is spliced from 2 exons. The record is from RefSeq and is a predicted model, not a curated record.